Molecule: messenger RNA, 927 nt
Organism: Arachis ipaensis
Lineage: Eukaryota; Viridiplantae; Streptophyta; Magnoliopsida; Fabales; Fabaceae
Source: RefSeq, a predicted model, not a curated record
AUGGCACACCAGGCGGGGCACGAUGGGGACAUCAACAGACUAAAUGAGACCUCCUAUUACGCCGGGGCAGCCAACUUUGAGAGGUCUCGCCUUCUAUUGCCCCGUCGAGUCAGCCAUACCCUUCCUCCAUCAGAUGCCAUCGUCCCGUAUCUGGGUGAGACUGGAUUUGGCGACACGGUGCCGCUCAAGGACUUCAAUUUUGACAAUUCCCUGAUUUCGACACUCGUGGAGCGACGGCGUCUGGAGACGCACACGUUUCAUCUCCCGUGGGGUAAGGUGACUAUCAUCCUGCAGGACGUGGCGUACCACCUGGGUCUACGUGCACACGGGAACCCCGUUGGGGGGUGCCUGCGUGACUUUGGUAGGUGGUACAACACGGAGACGUGGGCCAUGGUAGAGCAGCUCCUUGGUGCCAGGCCUCCGGUGGCGGCACAGCAGGCGGCACAGAGGAAGGAGUCGUUCACGCUGAAGCUGGUUUGGUUGCGUGAUCGUGUUCACCAGAUGCCCCCGACCGACGAUCCUGAGACUCUCCGACAGUAUGCCCGAUGCUACAUUAUGUUACUGAUCGGAAGGUAUCUGUUGACAGACAAGUCGAACAACCUAGUGCAUGUACGGUGGCUACCGCUUCUACGGGACUUCGCGGAGUGCAGGGCAUUAUCAUGGGGCUCUGCUGUGCUGGCUUGGACUUACCAGUCACUCUGUUUGGUGGCACAGCGUGGCGUCACGGACAUUGCCAGUUGGUUGGAUUGUAGCAGUAGAGUAGGGAUUAGCACCAGGCCAGGGUGCUGUAUUAUAGGGUUUCGAUCGACCGGUUACGAUUUGAUGAGUUUGCAUGGAGGGUGUACGAUGACCCUGCGCUUCAGGCCCUGUGCCCGCACUGGUUCCGUGAGGAGGAGGAGUAGGGUACAUGGUUGUCGGCCGUUCUGA